GGCAAUAAUUAUCUGUCUCUGCCUCUGUCUAUGUUUCUGGUUCUCGUCUCUAGCUCUGUCUCUCGCUCUCAGUCUCCUGCCUAUUUCCCUCGUCUUUUUUCUUUCUUUUUUUCUUCCUUUUAUUCAGCUCGCGAAGCCGGUCAGCGUCCCAUGUCCCCUAACGAUCCCUUCCCUCGCGCCCGCAUCGGGGUCUUUACCCCUUUUACCCUCCUAUCUGCCCCCGUUGUCUCUGCCGUCUUGCCGCUUUUCUUCUUCUCCUUCUUCUUCUUCUUAGCCUUCCUUCCCUUCCCGCCAAGUACGUAUCGUGGUGUGCAGCGGCGCAAUGCGCUCAGCGGUCGCUUAGAGCUUCCCGCCUCCCCCUCCUCCUCCCCCCUUGGCUUCUGUCCCCUCUCCGACCGAACCCCAACAGCCAGCCUCGCCAGCUCCUGCGGAGUUUACUCCGCUCCCCGGUGGGAGAGUGAAGGAAGAGACACACAGAGGGAGGGAGAGGUAGGUAAGGGUAAGUAAGCACACGGAUGUGACAUGUCGUUCACCCACACAUCAUGUACGUGCCCUACCAUGUAUCGUAGGGACGUGCGCGCCUGCAAGUCGCUGGCGCCGCCGCCACCGAUGCGACGAUACGGCAAGGUACGGGGGGGCGAAGGAAGAGGGAAGAUGGGAAAUGGGAGUUUUCGGGUUGGGAAGUGAUCCUCGCGACGAACGGGUUUGGUGGCACAGGCCAGUGAGGAGGCGCGCUGUGUGGGCUGCGAUUACGUACAUAUGUAGGCCGAGUUAGGAGGGCGUGCGGACGGGGCAGCAGGCG
Molecule: messenger RNA, 802 nt
Organism: Durotheca rogersii
Lineage: Eukaryota; Fungi; Ascomycota; Sordariomycetes; Xylariales; Xylariaceae
Exons: 1
Coding region: 31-507 (158 amino acids)
Source: RefSeq, a predicted model, not a curated record